Messenger RNA from Alosa sapidissima (American shad), 1973 nucleotides. RefSeq lists its product as uncharacterized. The record is from RefSeq and is a predicted model, not a curated record. Bases 386 to 1969 code for a protein of 527 amino acids. Gene Ontology annotation, biological process: neuron projection development. The transcript is spliced from 3 exons. Gene Ontology annotation, cellular component: plasma membrane. Lineage: Eukaryota; Metazoa; Chordata; Actinopteri; Clupeiformes; Clupeidae.
GCAGCUGCGGCUCUGUUAGACGGUUGUUGUCGGAGUGCUUGGGGAACCGUGUGCGGAACAUGGACUCGGACGCCGGAGUGUGUCGCCAUACCUGAGGCAGGAGGCAGAGAGGAGAAAGAGCUAACAGGAGUGAGACAGCACUUUAGGGGCAUAGUUGUGAAUGCUGAACCUUCCUGGCUAUUUUUAGCUUGUCAGCUGGGAGAGGAAUCUCAUGUUUUCUCAUGAGGCCUUGUGAGUGAUGCUACCUCCCUGUCCACCGCUACACCUGCGGUGACUCAGAACUGCCUAACCAAGAGCCGAAUCACAUAUGACAUCGCCCGCAAUUAUAAAUCAAGAGCCCUUCAAAGACUCCUCACAAGAAGUACUCGUAAAAUAAAAGGUGACCAUGGCGGAGAGUAACCACUGCGCGUCCAACGUCCUUCCCCCUGGCGUCCACGGCGCGUCGGGCGACUACUACACCGAGAGCGACGAGGAGGAGGACAGUGAUGAGCGCGACUCCCCGAUCAUCUCCCUGUCCAAGAGCUCCACGGCCGUGGCGACCGGACCGCUGCCGCGCUCCGAGCUGGCCUGGUUCCGGUCGGACCUGCGCAAGAGCGCCAGCGCCCAGCGGCCGCGCAGUCUGGCCGGGUCGGGAGCCAACAUGUCCGCCUCCAAGUUCGGCGUCCUCUCCGGGGGUUACGUGCUGCGGCAGGAGAGGACCACCAGCCUGGGGAGCGGAGGCAGCAGCAGCAGCCCGGACACGGUCAUCUGGAGAGGGGGCACCAGAGGGCGUCCCUGGAGCAUCACGGAGGACCCCUGCGCUAAGCCCGCGCUAGCCCCAGAGAGGGGCGCUCUCCCUGGGUUCCCUCCCUGCAGUGGCCCCUACUUCCAUAGGGACCUCCAGGCGGGACGGCUGGAAAGACAGAGCCUGAGUGGGUACAACCAGGUGGCGGGCACAGAUGCUGCACCCAGGUCUACCGCGCUGGAGGGGCGGCCGGAUGAGAGUGCCGGGGGAAACGGUGGGGACACCGAGACUUUUUUGGGGCUCAUUGAUGGACGGGCUCCCAGCUCGCUGGGUGGAUGCUGCAGGACUGAUCGCCCUGGCAGCGUUUUGCGUACCUCUGAUAGUUUUGGUACCUCCGUGUCGCUAACUCUCCCCUAUGCUAAUGCUGACGCGAUGCAAGUCCACUACGCCCCCCCACUGUACUCGCCGGUGACUUAUGUCUCUGAGGGUCAAAGGUCGUCACUCUCAGCCGGGUCUCUGGCCUUCCCCCCUCUGGUGUCGUCCAUCAGCGAGACGAGCCUGGACCGGCGCCUCCUGACCCACUGCUGCCGUGGGGACAGCGACUCGUCCAGCGUCUGCAGCUCCGCAACAGUGGCGGCGGCACCCGUGUCUGCGUCGUCAGCAGCGCGGCGGAUGUGGGCCUCGCGGCAGCGGCCGGCGGUCAGGGAGGCCAGCACCAUGACGUCCCGUAGCGACCUCCGAGACGUAGGGGUGCAGACUGGGUCUUUGGCGGGGUCCCCUGCCAGCGCUACCGCCAUCGGUGCACUAUCGUCCAGCGGCCAGUCGAGUGGAGAAGACCAGGGGGAGACGAGGGGGUUGACAGCUGGGGAGCCAAGUGGUGUUGGUGGUGGAGAUAUGGUGAUCGGAGGGGGACGAACCCCCAUUCGGGAGGUGGAGUGGGAUGAGGAGGGGAUGACCUGGGAGGUAUACGGGGCGGCGGUGGACCCCGAGGAGCUGGGCCAGGCCAUCCAGAGACACCUGGAGCUGCAGAUCAAGGUUUCGGCUGUCGCCAUGGCGACGAGCGACGACGACAAUGACGACCCCGAAGGCAAAAGUCAGCAGGGCGCCGAGGGAGAGGGUGCGGAGGCCGGGAAAGUCGCUGGGGACGGAACGCAGCCGAGUGGAAAGAAGAAGAGGAGAGUCGGACAGAGGAUGUCGCUACGGAGACCUGGAUGCUGUUUGCGGUCCAGCACAGUGGGGGAGUGAAUUA